This is a messenger RNA of Punica granatum (pomegranate), 636 nucleotides long. The record is from RefSeq and is a predicted model, not a curated record. NCBI's taxonomy places the organism in Eukaryota, Viridiplantae, Streptophyta, Magnoliopsida, Myrtales, Lythraceae.
UCGACAUUAUUUGCGCAUAUACAAACUACUCGUCAGAUCCGUACAGUAAGUAAAACUCUCUUAACAAAAGGAAAAAUAAAAAAAAGGAAGCACUCGAGGUUCACUGCAUCAGUUAGCUAGCUCCAAUUACAUGGAUCGGCUGGCGAAGCUGGCGUCCCAGAAGGCUGUGGUGAUUUUUACCAAUAGUACGUGCUGCAUGUGCCAUGCAGUGAAGAGGCUGUUCUACGAGCUGGGGGUGGGCCCUGCUAUCUAUGAGCUAGACGAAGACUCAAGAGGGAAGGAGAUGGAGUGGGCCUUGGCACAGCUCGGCUGCAACCCUUCGGUUCCCGCCGUUUUCAUUGGCGGUAAGUUUGUUGGAUCGGCCAAUACUGUCAUGACACAUCAUCUCAAUGGCUCGCUCAAAAAAAUGCUGAGGGAAGCUGGUGCUCUGUGGCUCUAGAACUAAUAUUAAGCUAGAGCACAUAUACUUUUGCUGCUACCUCAACAGAAACCCGUUCUUAUAAUUUUGACUUUGGUUUGAGUUUUGACUUCAUGUAUCCCCUCUGCUCUUGAAUCAUCACCAUAUAUGUUGAUGAACAAUGAGAAAUCGAAAUAAGUUAAGUAUAACGAAGCUAGCUUUCUUCUUAAUGAUCAAGU